GAUGAAUCAGGAUCAGAAGAUGCAGAGGAAAAAGUUAAGGAACUUGGAGAAACUCCCGAAACAGCACUCUUUUGCAUACGGAAACGGUAUGAAUCUAUGCACUGCACAGUAGAUGGUAACAUUUACUAUUGUGCAUUUUUAGGGAUUUUCUUCCCAGUUUAGAAUGCCCAGUUAUGUUUCCUCACCACAGUGAUUCUGCCACCCAGCUCAGGAGAACUGAAGGUUCAGUGGGUGUCCUCCAAUCCCAUGACUAAGCCACUUUAUUGUUUUACACCCACGAACUUGAGAGCGUAUGUCAGUGAGCUACUGGCCUAUGGAGGACAAAGCCACCAGCCCUGGAGGUACCCACCUGAGCUCACUAGGUGCCUGGCCAGUAGGGCCCACUGUAGCAUGAUCAGGAGAAACAGUCCCUUCCGGUUUUGUCUCCCUAGCUUGUGGGAGCACCAAGGCCAAUUUGACACUCCCUCCAGAAUCCCCAGCAAAGAUCUUCGACUUUGCACAGCCAGGACGCGAACCUACGCUCCCUGACUGAACGAUUCAUCCUGCAGACCACGCGGCCAUUCCAUUACCGGAGAUGCCCAGGCAGUUUCCGAAGGUCUCGCUCAGCGAGGUGGACGAGCAGGUGCGUCUGACGGCUGAAAGGGUGUACGCCUCAGCCCUGCGAGAGGAGGACACCACGGAUGGCUUGGCUAUAUUCAACGUGGCUGAAGACUGUCCCAUUGGGCAGAUAGAGGCCAAGGAGAGGCAGCUGCAGAAGGAGCUGGCUGAGCAGCACUCAGAGGAGACAGCCAAGAGGAAGAAGAGUUUCAAGAUGAUUCGCUCCCAUUCCAUGUCUCUCCAGAUCCCAGUUAACACAGACUGGGCUAUGUCAAUCAUCUCCCCCAUCCUGUCUCCCUCUGCUUCCUCCGUGACCUCCAUGACGGACAGCGUUCCUGAGUUUCAGAGAGUCACCAUCAGUGGAGAUUACUGUGCUGGGAUCACAGUGGAGGACUACGAGGUAGCUGCCAAAAAACUUUUGAAAGCUUUAUUCCUUCGGGAGAAGUAUGCAAAACUGGCGUACCAUCGCUUUCCCAGAACUACAGCCCAGUUUCUGCGUGAUGCUGAAAAUGAGAAGUGGAAAGUCGAAGAUGAGGUGCUCCCAGAGUUUCAUCCCUGCCCAAGAGAUGGGGCGGAUCCUUACAACAUGGACGCCCCAGAGAACCUGAAUUACCAGCUGAAGAUGAGUGAUGGCAUUAUCUAUGUGUAUGACAAUGAAAAAAUGAUGAAGAGCAAUGAGCCCAGGAGCCUGCCUUACCCAGACCUGGAAACCUUUGCCAUAGACCUGAGUCACAUUCUUGCAUUGCUUGCCGAUGGGCCUACGAAAACAUACUGCCAUCGCCGGCUCAAUUUCCUGGGAUCAAAGUUCUAUUUGCAUGAAAUGCUGAACGAAAUGGCUGAGCUAAAAGAACUGAAGAGUGUUCCCCAUAGGGACUUCUACAAUGUUCGGAAGGUUGAUACCCACAUCCACGCUGCUGCAUGCAUGAAUCAGAAACACCUGCUGAAGUUUAUUCAGACCACCUACGAAGAAGAAGCGGACAGGAUUGUCCAAGAGAAGGCAGGGAAGAAAAUGACCUUGAAGCAGGUGUUUGACAGCCUUCACAUGGACCCCUACGAUUUGACAGUGGACUCGCUGGAUGUCCAUGCAGGGAGACAAACAUUUCAUCGAUUUGAUAAAUUCAAUUCCAAAUACAACCCAGUGGGUGCUAGUGAACUCAGGGACCUGUACUUAAAAACGGACAACUACAUGGAUGGGGAAUAUUUUGCACGUCUUGUCAAGGAAGUGUCUAAAGGUUUGGAGGAGAGCAAGUACCAGCAUGCAGAGCCUCGUCUAUCCAUUUAUGGAAGAUCCCCUAGUGAAUGGAAUAAUCUGGCCAAAUGGUUCAUCAAGCACAAAGUAUACUCACCAAACGUGCGCUGGAUCAUCCAAGUCCCCCGGAUCUAUGACAUUUUUAAAUCAAAGAAAAUUGUGCCAAGCUUUGCAAAAAUGCUGGAAAAUAUCUUCCUUCCUCUGUUUGAGGUCACAGUUAAUCCACAGAAAAACAAGGAGCUACAUCUUUUCAUGAAAUACGUGACCGGUUUUGACAGCGUGGAUGAUGAGUCCAAGCACAGUGACCACAUGUUCUCCUAUAAGAGCCCCAAACCAGAGGAGUGGGUCACAGACCAGAACCCACCCUACAGCUACUACCUGUUUUAUAUGUACGCGAACAUCAUGGUGCUCAACAACCUGCGCAAGGAGCGAGGACUGAGCACCUUCCUGUUCCGGCCUCACUGCGGGGAAGCUGGCUCCAUCACUCACCUUGUCUCAGCCUUCCUUACAGCGGACAACAUCUCCCAUGGACUCAACCUCAAGAAGAGUCCAGUCCUCCAGUACCUGUACUAUCUUGCUCAAAUUCCCAUCGCCAUGUCACCGCUGAGCAACAACAGCCUCUUUCUGGAGUAUUCCAAGAACCCGCUGCGUGAAUUCUUACACAAAGGACUGUGCGUUUCCCUUUCCACCGACGACCCCAUGCAGUUCCAUUACACCAAGGAAGCACUGAUGGAAGAAUACGCUAUUGCAGCUCAGCUGUGGAAGCUCAGUACCUGUGAUGUUUGUGAAAUUGCAAGAAACAGUGUUGUGCAGAGUGGACUGGCUCACCAGGAAAAGCAACAUUUCUUAGGACCUAACUACUUGAAGGACGGCCCUGAAGGGAAUGACAUUCGAAGGACAAAUGUUGCCCAGAUCCGCAUGGCCUACCGAUAUGAAACCUUGUGCAAUGAGCUGAGUUUCUUGGUGGAUGUUACGAAAUCAGAAGUCAUUGAUAAAGAAGUCGAGUAACUGCUCAACACAAAUGACAGGAGCUUCAAAAAUAAUAAUGUUGAUUUAAGCAAACUAUAAUAUGCUAAUAGGAUCAAGUUAAACUUAUUAACAAAUUUGAUAGAAUAUCAAAUAGGUUUCAGUUACACCGUGUAAUAAUUUUUUUUUAUUUUUUUAUUCCUGGGUAGUAAGUGUUAUUUCCUAAUUGCUUAUGCCUCAAAAG
Molecule: messenger RNA, 3056 nt
Organism: Polyodon spathula (Mississippi paddlefish)
Lineage: Eukaryota; Metazoa; Chordata; Actinopteri; Acipenseriformes; Polyodontidae
Product: AMP deaminase 3-like
Exons: 15
Coding region: 575-2854 (759 amino acids)
Biological process (GO): AMP metabolic process; IMP salvage
Cellular component (GO): cytosol
Molecular function (GO): AMP deaminase activity
Source: RefSeq, a predicted model, not a curated record